UUAUCUAUUUAAUUUUGUCCCAUUUGGCCAUUGUCAAUCUGUCAAGCUCAUCCAGAGAAUGCCAAGAGUGUGCAAAGCAGUAAUCAGAGCAAAAGGGUGGCUAUUUUGAAGAAACUAGAAUAUACAACAUGUUUUCAGUUAUUUCACCUUUUUUUGUUAAGUACAUAACUCCACAUUCACAGUUUUGAUGCCUUCAGUGACAAUCUACAAUGUAAAUAGUCAUGAAAAUGAAGAAAGCGCAUUGAAUAAGAAGGUGGCCUGUACUGGAUAUGUUCUGUUGAACCACUAGCGGCAACCUAAGUUAGCUGGUGGUGUUCUCGUUUUUUAAUUGUUUUGAAAAAUGUAACAGAGCAAGUUGCAAACAGUAAAAAAAAAGUAAAAAAUAAUAGAAAAAAAUAUGUAAUAAAAAGACAAAAAAUUGUGUAUCCACACGUUUGCUUGAGUUGACUUUAUUCUUCACAGUUUUCUCCAAACAAAACAGCAUGAGGCUUUAACCAAAGGUUGUGCAACGUCAGUGUCAAUCAUUACUCGGCACAAAGCCGCCGGAUGAAGCGGUAGAAAUGUAACCAAACACGUACAAAGCUAUUCAUUCAACUAUCCAUCGAAUGGCCCUCCGUAAUCCAUCACUUACUGAGAACACGCUGAUGGUCAUGGCAAACUUUGACACCGGAAAAAAACUUCCAAAAAAAAAGUGUUUCCAAUGUGACUGAAUAACUGGACACCUUUCUGAGACAUCCGUCACACCCCAUUUCAUCCACCUCUCAACCUUGGUCAGAGGGGACGCUGGAGGUAUAAAAGGCCAAGUCCAUUGUGGGAGGAGGACGGGCAGCAAAAUGAGGAGGAGAAGCAAGUUGGAUACACAGUAAUGACUAAGGAGUGAGUAAGAAGCAAGAAAGAAAAAAAGAGUAGCAUACUCUCUUACCUUCUCCGCAUCACGGGACCUCUUCCCUGCACAAAUGGAGCGACGACGUGGAUACGCACACAUUUGGCUCCUGGGGCCAAUAUCGCUGAUUGUUUUCAUCCUCGGGGCAAAUGGAGUGGAGAUUCCAGAGCAGCAAAGAAAUUCAGGAUCUAACGCCAGUGAGCACGGCCACGCUCCCAGCAUCACCGGGAUACCCGUGGUGUCCUUUAAGUGGCAUCAUGUGGAGCCACCUUACCUCGUUGCCUUAUGGGUAUUGGUGGCAUUUUUGUCCAAACUAGUCAUCGAGGCCAACCAUCACGUGACCAACAUCAUCCCAGAGAGCGCCCUGCUCAUCUGCUUCGGCUUCAUCCUGGGCGGCAUCAUCUGGGGCGCAGACAAGGUGCAGACCUUCAAGCUGACCCCGACCGUCUUCUUCUUCUACUUGCUGCCCCAAAUCAUCCUGGAUGCGGGCUACUUCAUGCCCAACAAGCUGUUCUUCAGCAACAUGGGCACCAUUCUGGUCUACGCCAUCAUCGGGACCUGCUGGAACGCUGCCAGCCUGGGGCUGUCGCUGUGGGGCUGUCACAUGGGAGGAGCCAUGGGUGACCUGGACAUCGGCCUGCUGCAGUAUCUUCUGUUCGGCAGUCUGAUUGCUGCCGUGGACCCGGUAGCGGUCCUCGCCGUGUUUGAGCAGGUCCACGUCAACGAGGUCCUCUUCAUCCUGGUGUUUGGAGAGUCCCUGCUCAACGACGGCGUGACCGUGGUGCUCUUUAAUGUGUUUGAUUCGUUUGUUUCUCUGGGAGGAUCCCAGAUUGAUGCUGUGGAGAUAAUCAAAGGAAUAAUUUCCUUCUUUGUGGUGGCAUUCGGCGGCUCCCUCCUCGGCAUGGUGUUUGGGUUGCUGCUCUCCCUUCUGACCAGGUGCACCAAAAACAUCCAGAUCAUCGAGGCGGGCUUCAUCUUCGUGGUGGGGUACCUCUCCUACCUCACAGCCGAGAUGCUCUCCCUCUCCGCCAUCCUGUCGAUCGUCUUCUGUGGCGUCUCCUGCCAAAAGUACAUCAACGCAAACAUGGACGAAAGGUCCGUCACUACGGUCAGAUACGCCAUGAAGGUGAUCGCCAACGGAUCGGAAACCAUCAUAUUUGUUUUCCUCGGAAUCUCAGCGGUGGAUAAAUCCUUAUGGGUGUGGAACACCGGCUUCAUCCUCCUCACGCUGCUUUUUAUCUUCGUCUACCGCAUCAUAGGUGUGUUUGCACUUACCUGGAUCAUGAACAAGUUCCGCCUCGUCCCGUUGGAGGUCAUCGAUCAGAUCAUUAUGAGCUACGGUGGCCUGCGAGGGGCGGUGGCCUACGGCCUGGCAGUGAUGCUGGACGACAACAAGAUCAAGGAGAAGAACCUGAUGGUCUCCACAACGCUGAUUGUCGUUUAUUUCACUGUCAUUCUUCAGGGGGUGACAAUGAAACCGCUUGUCAAAUGGCUGAAAGUCAAGAGAGCGGCCACCUUGGAAGUCACACUCAUAGAAAAGGUUCAAAACAAGGUCUUCGAUCACAUGCUUGUGGCCAUUGAAGACAUCUCUGGACAAAUUGGACACAACUACAUGAGAGACAAGUGGAGUCAUUUUGAGGAUAGGUGGAUGUCCGGGGUUUUAAUGAAGCCGUCGGCCAGAAAGAACCGCGACUACGUCUUCAAAGUCUUCCACAAGCUGAACCUGAAGGAUGCCAUGAGCUACGUGGCUGAGGGCGAGCGCAAAGGCUCUCUGGAGUUCGUCCGCAACGAAUCCGCUUUUAUUGACUUCAAGAAGAAGUUCGGGGAUAAGUUCUCCGGGGUCAUGCCCGACAUCAUGGCUGACAUGGGGGACGAUCACGGGGCAGUGUCCCCCGUGAGGUUGUGUCCCACCAGGAGAGACCCCGUGCCCUCUGUGAGCCUGGAAAUGCACGAGCAGACCAUGAAAGGCGUGAGGGAGGCGGAGGACAUCAACAGUCACCACCUCCUGCAGCAACACCUGUACAAGGGCAGGAAACAGCACCGGCACAGGUACAGCCGGAGUCAUUUCGAGGUCAACAAAGACGAGAACGAGGUGCAGGAGAUCUUCCAGAGGACCAUGAGGAGCCGUUUGGAGUCUUUCAAGUCUGCAAAGAUGGGCGUGGCGCCGCCAAAGACCAUCAGCAAGCACCAGAAGAAAGAGCAGCAACCUAAGAUGCCAUCAGGGAAAUUAGCAGACAGAAGUAAAAGCUACCAUUCUGGUGAUGAAGAUUUUGAGUUCUCCGAGGGCGACAGUGCAUCUGGCUACGAAGCGUCAGGAGAUUCUCUCCCCAUGAGGGUGCCUUACAGAGUAGGAGCCGGCAUAGAGAAUCCCGCCUUCAUGCCGGAUUUGGACUGGAUGGCGCCGAUGCAGGUCCCGCCGUGGCUGGCGGAGGCCGAGCCGGACAGCAGCAUGGUGGCCCCCUCGCAGAGGGCCCAGGUCAGGCUGCCGUGGACGCCCAGCAACCUGCGGCGCCUCGCCCCGCUACGCAUCAGCACUCGCUCCACGGACUCUUUCAUGCAGGCCGACGCACGGGACCACGAUGAAGAGGACCUUCCCCCGCCAUUAACACCUCCGCCUCCUCCCGACAGACACAUGUAACCAAUGCAGCUGAGAUAGGCUCCAGCACCACCCGCCACCCCAAAAAGGGACAAGCGGUAGAAAAUGGAUGGA
Entelurus aequoreus (snake pipefish) is the source of this 3593-nucleotide messenger RNA. Its product is annotated as sodium/hydrogen exchanger 3-like. Gene Ontology annotation, molecular function: sodium:proton antiporter activity. Gene Ontology annotation, biological process: sodium ion transport; proton transmembrane transport; regulation of pH. Gene Ontology annotation, cellular component: brush border membrane; apical plasma membrane. The transcript has 16 exons. The coding region runs from base 957 to 3521 and encodes 854 amino acids. NCBI's taxonomy places the organism in Eukaryota, Metazoa, Chordata, Actinopteri, Syngnathiformes, Syngnathidae. The record is from RefSeq and is a predicted model, not a curated record.